AAAUGUUCAGAACUACCAACCUAACUAUCCCUAAACACAAAACGAAAAACAAAAAGCAAACGUUCUUAGUUUUUUCAUAAUUUACAAUUAAGUAAGAAAUAACACAGUAUUAUUACAACAAAUUACGUUCUUUAGCCUAAAGUACAAAUUAUUAACCGAUAAUCAUGAGUACUAUGCCUAUAAGUUCUUCAACACUUCUGCCGCUCGAAUUGGUGGAUAAAUGUAUCGGCUCACGAAUUCACAUCAUCAUGAAAAACGACAAAGAAAUCGUUGGAACUCUACUAGGUUUCGAUGAUUUCGUCAACAUGUUGUUAGAAGAUGUGAUUGAGUAUGAAAACACACCAGAAGGCAGAAGAGUCACCAAACUAGAUGAAAUUUUACUCAAUGGCAAUAAUAUCACAAUGUUGGUGCCUGGUGGAGAAAUGCCAGAAUAAAUCUUAAAUAAACAUUUCAAAAACA
Molecule: messenger RNA, 459 nt
Organism: Dalotia coriaria
Lineage: Eukaryota; Metazoa; Arthropoda; Insecta; Coleoptera; Staphylinidae
Product: U6 snRNA-associated Sm-like protein LSm5
Exons: 3
Coding region: 165-434 (89 amino acids)
Biological process (GO): mRNA splicing, via spliceosome
Cellular component (GO): U6 snRNP; Lsm1-7-Pat1 complex; U4/U6 x U5 tri-snRNP complex
Molecular function (GO): RNA binding
Source: RefSeq, a predicted model, not a curated record